GUCUGUCGGGCGCAGGAGCAGCAGCAGCAGGAGGAGGAGGAGGAGGACGAGGCCCUGCCUCGCAACUUUGCUCGCAAAUUAACCCCGCGAACUUGGCGAAGGAGCACCAGGCCUCGGCCAAUCAAGGCACACGACGAAAGGAAACGAAAAGAGCGAGUAAUCAGAGCGAAGGAAAGCAAAGGAGGACCAGCAGCAGCAGAAGGAGCAGGAGCAGGAGUAGGAGAAGGAGGAGGAGGAAAAAAAGUCAAGAACUCGUGCCUCCCUCGACAGGCUUCGCCCUCUCCCCGUUCGCUCCCCACUCUCUUCACUCCUGGAUUGUCUGUCUUCUCUCUCCCUCUCCCAUCGACGGCGUUCUUCUGCUUCUCCCGGUCGAAAAUUGCACUUUUGUGUGAGUGAGUGAGUGAGUUUGUCUGUGUGUAAAUGUGUGCGUGCGUGCAACUGACGACAGAGAGCUGCGCUUUUCCUCUUCCUUACUCCGGCUCGCUUGCCUCGACUCGCCUUGACUUUGGUGGGGCCGAUUCGAUUCGUACGUGUUAUUAGGGAUUGUGUAGUAUAGUACAGGUGCUAGGGCAGGGUUUGGAGUGAGAUUUAUGAAUCGAAGCUGUAUCGUGUGUGGGAGGAGUGGGCACAGUAGAGGUCGGAGCUUGUUUUGGAUUGGUGGGAUUUCGGUCGGGUUGACGGGAGCGGUCCGCUGAUCGAUUACGUGGCGGGAAGGCGGAGGAAGAAGAACAGUGGAUCGAUCGGGGAUUGUUAAGCAGAGCAGAGCAGCUGUAGGUGUGGAGGGAGAUCGGGGAGUUCGCUGGACUCGUUGACCGGAGGGACAAGAAGGAUGACGGUGAUGAUCAGGGAAGAGGAAGUCGGUUCGAGGAGAAUCGGUGGUGGAUCGGAGGCAGCUUGAUCCAGAGAGAGACCUGAGGCGUAGUAGGAGGAGGAGAGUAGGUGACUUUGGGAUAAUCGUGGUUUAAGCAGGACAGGAAGGAAUUUCAAAAUUUUGUUCCGAUUGUGGAAAUGAUGGGCUCGGAGGAUGACGAGGCCCAGCAGGCCAGGUUAUUCACGUCCACAGAUGCGAUGGAAAGCUUAGUGUUGGAUCAGUCGCCGCACCCGUUCCUUUCCAAUAGUGAUUACAGGAGUGCCAUGUCCGGAAGCACUGCGUUGGAUGAGUCCCAUCAUCCACUGUCUUCGCCUAGACAUGAUUCGUCUCAAAAGAGCUUCAAGGAUUCUUACAGAAAGAGUUUUCAGGAUAGCUCGAAUUCUUCAUCCUCCAGGAAAAGCUUCCGCGAAGCGGAUCUCGUGGAGCCUCCGUCGUACGCAGAUGCCAUCUUCACUCCAUACAUGGGCGAAGCUUCUUCCGUCAAUGGGAACGGCAGGGAAGUAGGCAACUCAUCUUCGUCUUCCCUUCAGUCGUUCCCAGUAUACAGCGAUACCCUAAUUAUAACAGUCACGCAGCCACAGAAGUCACAGGAGUCGGGUGGCUCUAUCGUUCCAGGGGGAAGCUCUUACGUCACCUAUCUCAUCACAACCAGGACAAACAUUCCUGAAUACCGGGGGACAGAUUUUAAUGUCCGCAGGCGAUUCAGAGACGUCGUGACCCUUGGAGAUAGGCUUGCAGAUGCAUACAGGGGAUACUUCAUUCCUCCCCGUCCCGAUAAGAGUAUCGUUGAAAGCCAGGUCAUGCAAAAAGCGGAGUUCAUCGAGCAGCGGAGAGUUGCUCUUGAGAAGUACCUCUCGAGAUUGGCAGCCCAUCCAGUUUUGAGGCGGAGCAAUGAGUUAAGGCUCUUUCUCCAGUUCCAGGGUAAGCUCCCUCUCACACCCACAACGGAUAUGGCGUCCAGGAUGCUAGAUGGUGCAGUGAAUUUGCCUCGGCAGCUUUUUGGCGAGAGCAGCACUGUGGUUCCUCCUCAAGAAGCUUCUCAGCCUGCCAAGGGAGGCCGAGAUUUAGUGAGGUUAUUCAAAGAGCUUAAGCAAUCUGUUACUAAUGAUUGGGGCGGAGUGAAGCCUGCUGUCUUUGAAGAAGACAAAGCAUUUCUAGAGAAGAAAGAGAAAUUGCAGGAUUUGGAAAAGCAGCUCGGUGAUGCGUCGCAGCAGGCCGAAAUUCUGGUCAAGGCCCAACAAGAUGUCGGUGAGGUAAUGGGUGAGCUUGGUCUGGCUUUUAUUAAAAUUGCCAAGUUUGAGACAGAGGAGAUGGGGACAAACCCGCAGAGAAUUCACGCCAAUGACGCCAAGCGUAUAGGCACAGCAGCUGUCAAGGCCAGCCGCUUCUAUCGGGAAGCUAAUGCACAAUCUGUCAAGCAUUUGGAUCAACUGCAUGAGUACUUAGGGUUGAUGCAGGCAUUGCAUGCUGCGUAUGCAGACCGUUCGAAUGCACUGCUAACUGUCCAAACGUUGAUGACAGACCUCCAAGCUAAUAAUCUAAAAGUCGAGAAACUAAAUGUGGCAGCAUCCAAGUUUUUUGGUGUUGACAAGAAUAGGAAUCGGAAAAUAGAAGAACUUAAAGAGGCUGUUAAAGUCAAUGAAGAGGCUCGGGACUGUGCGCAACAAGAGUAUGAUCGGAUCAAGGAACGAAACCGGACAGAACUUGAAAGAUUCGAGAAAGACAGGCGAAGGGACUUUCUAAAUAUGAUCCGUGGUUUUGUCAUGACUCAGGUUGGUUAUGCUGAGAAGAUAGCAAAUGUUUGGACGAAAGUUGGUGAGGAGGCUAGUAAUGGUCUUUCGGGCAAGUCCCUAGAGGCCUCCUCAUCAGGAUCAUCUACUCCUAAUUAGUUCGUCUCAUUCGUUCCGUUAGUCCUUUUUUCCAACUCAUGUGGAGGGGGUUAAAUAUGGUUCUCGAAAAUUGCAUCUAGUGCUUCAGGCUGCCACCAGAGGUGAUUGGGAGGUCUCGGAUUGAAUAAACGAAGGGAAGUAGGGAGUUUCCUAUCGUUGGGUCCUGGUAGAUAUGCAUGCCGUUUACAUGCAUGCAUUUGAGUGUUGGCUUGUUGUUGUACAUACAUCUGUAUAUUUCAUUGCCUCGGCCUCUUCAGGUUUCACCUCAUUAAACCUCUCCUCGUGGGCACUUCGAGACUCAUAGAUGACAAAGAGGGUGUUCCUCGGUCCUCCUUUCAUUGAAUCAACCUCGUAUUGGUCCAACUUCAGUUGGAGUCAUGCUUUUCUUGUCGUAAGCCCCUUUUGUUCUGAUCGUCUGCUGUAGAAGAUUCUGGGGCAUCGGGAAAACUGUAGAGCUGUCUUGGGGGGAAGGCUGUGAGACACAUUUGUGUAGAUCAAGUGCGAUAUGUCAUUGAUUGUGAUUAGGCCCUUCCUACUUAUUGCAUACAAGAUAUUGUGCCUUCAGCUUAACUUGUGUCGUGCAAAUAGAUUGUUGAGGCACAUUUGCCAUAUCUAUUUAUCAUGGCAUCAGCUUGACCUCAUUUCCUUUCACAGGAACUUUUGUGAUACAGGAAAUACAGAGCAUCGGUUGUCCAUGGUUUAGUCUAGUCUGGUCUAUUAGACUUGAAACGUUAGGGCCAUUCUUUUGAAGCAGUCCACAGUUUUGGAUAGGAGAUUUGUGGCAUCCCAACCCAGGAGAGAUUUUUUUGGAUAGAAAGUCCAUAAUCUGGCUUGAUUUUUGCUGAGCGAGAUGAUCUGAUCUACUCCCAAGGUAGGCAGGAUCAAAACAAUCGCUGUAAAAUUUUAGCCACCAUCAAUUUGUUGCUUAAAGAGAAAGUAAUCAUAAUAACCUAAGGCACAUGACGAGGUCAACUCUCGCUGUUUUGCGUCCUGUUCGCUUAGAACUUUCAACAUAUUUUCUUAAGGGGUUAUCAGUCCAAGUGAGUGGCAUUCUGAACAAGUUCAGUAAGAAGUCUAAAAAUGGAAAGAAAUGUGACAGUACGAUUAGUUAGGUAGCUCAUCGGUAAAACUAAUGUCGUAGGCAGAUGAAGCUAAGUUUCAUUGCGGAAACGAAUCAUUGUUGACAGAAUGCAACGUUGCAUUUUGCGAGAGGCUCUCUCGCAGACCGAGUGCUUGAUCCUCUAGUUUCGAAAAGGUACUAUGGCUUUUGUGCCUGGGGUUUGGCAACCCAAGUAACAUCAAAAGGUCGUGAGAAUCGAGAAGCGGGAAUGGAGAAUGUUUGGCUCGACACUGAAUUUGGCCAAGAUUGUUAAAUUACGUGACACCCAGUGUUGGACAUAGGAGACUGUUGUACGAAUGAGGAACAACGAGUAGUUUUUAAAAUGUUAAAGUUAGUAGUCACUUCCAAAGAAGAAUCUAUCCUCGG
This is a messenger RNA of Marchantia polymorpha subsp. ruderalis, 4246 nucleotides long. Lineage: Eukaryota; Viridiplantae; Streptophyta; Marchantiopsida; Marchantiales; Marchantiaceae. The record is from the annotation of a GenBank genome assembly.